UUUUUUUUUGUUCUUCUUUCUUACAUUUUUUUUUAAUAUAUAUUUGGAAGUUUUGAUUACGCGACUUUUCGAGUGAUGGUCCGAAUUACAAACAAUAUUUAUCAUGAGGCCUACGAAUACAUUAAAUCAGACGCACAAGAAGGCAAUUGUAUUGUAUUUGUAGCAGCUGACGUCGAUUCCAUUUGCGCCAUUCGUAUCUUUCAGGCUUUAUUAAAAAGUGACAUCAUUCCACAUAAAAUUGUACCUGUUUCAGGUUAUAAAGACCUUGUCGCUGCCAAUGAAAAACUAGUGAGACGAGACGACGACUUGCGUUCGAUUGUCAUGAUUAAUUGUGGAGGGCUUGGAAAUAUCUUGGAAUGUUUUGAUCUGAAUGCAUUGGCCAAAGUUUACAUUAUUGAUAGUCAUCGACCUUUAAAUCUCGAUAACAUGCAUCCCUCCAAUACACAAGUCUGUGUCUUUGACGAUCAAGACGAGACAGAGAAAAUUAAUGAAGUCAUGCAGGCCUUCCACGAUAUCAUCUUUCGAGAAGAGAAUGAUGACGAUUCGGAUGAGGAUUCAGAUAUCGAUCAAGAGAGUGAGGAUAACGAUUCAGAUGAUUCCGAAGGAAGAACAAGGGAUAAACGGGCACAUCAAAGACGGCGUAUGAAUGGGGACGAGAAAUUGUCGAGAGCAGCCAAAAGACAGUUAAGAAGAAAGCAAAAUCGGUUACUGGCAGCAUACUAUUCAGGUGGUCUUUAUUACGGUAAUUCCGUUUCGGGUGCUAUUUAUGAAUUAGUGAAUCAACUAGGCAAAUCCAACAACGAGUUACUAUGGCUUGCGAUUGUGGGUGUCACUUCUCAAUACGUCUUUGAACAAAUGGAUACAUACAAGUAUGCCGAAAAAUUAGAGGUUUUUAAAGACGAUCGAGCAAGAUUGAAUGUAAAUAGAAAUGAAGAUGGUAGUUUACAAACUACAAAUGUGGUCAUUAAAUCAGAGGAUGAAUAUAGAUUUAUGAUGUUUAGGCACUGGAGUUUAUAUGACAGUAUGUAUCAUUCAGGAUACGUAUCAAGUAAACUAGGUGUCUGGAAAGAUGCAGGAAAAAAACGACUGAACAAUAUGUUUGCAAAGAUGGGAUUCUCACUUCAACAAUGCCAACAAGUAUAUACCCACAUGGAUAUGGAUUUAAAACAGAUGCUUCGUAACAAGAUUGAAGUGAUUGCACCGCUUUAUGGACUGACCGACAUCUGCUUUCCUAGCUUUACAAGAAGUUAUGGAUGGGAAUGUUGUUUAUCUGCCAGUGAUGUUGUGUAUGCGCUUUCGACUAUUUUAGAGACCAGUCCUGCUGCUGCUAUUCGAUUAGGUGUGAAUGUCAAUGCCAAUUGGAAUGAGAACGAGGAUUGGCACACGGCCGAAGAAUCCGAAGAGGAUGCGACAGCACAUGAGAUGAAAUCUCAAAGACGUAAAUGGUGGAUGAAAAAUUUCUAUACAGCCUAUGAUGCUUUGAGUAGUCCUUCUCCUGAUGGCAUUCUGCGUGGGCUCAAGCUAUGCAUGAAGACACAGAAGGCCAUUGUACGUCAGGGCACUGCCAUCAUCGAUAAACGUAUGGCGAAAUUAUUGAAUAACUUUCGAUUUGUGAAUAUUCGGAAUGGACCUGAUCUUUCGAUUUUUCAACAUCCACUUGCAUUGACCAAACUUGCCUUAUUUUUGACAGAUGCUUACAGAGAGCACGGAAAGAAAAGUAUUCCGUUUGUUAUCUCUUCUUUAGAUGAAGAUAACAACACUUGUUUAAUAUUAGCAUCGACGGGCGCACCUACAUUUGGAGAAGUGCGUAAAAACACAUUUGGAUUGGCAUUUGAAGAAGCAGCAGAAAAGACGGGUGCACGUAUAUCAUUGGAUAGCUUUGAAUCAUCCGUGGUGCAAGUGCAUGAUAGUGAUAUUGAGCAUUUCGUCGAAACGUUAAUCUACAAAGAAUUUUAAUUCUUUUUAUUUUUAUUUUUUUGUAAAUAAAGUUUAUAUGUAUGGUGUCUUACAGAAAA
Mucor mucedo is the source of this 2015-nucleotide messenger RNA. RefSeq names its product DNA replication pre-initiation complex subunit Cdc45. Gene Ontology annotation, molecular function: chromatin binding; DNA replication origin binding; single-stranded DNA binding. Gene Ontology annotation, cellular component: DNA replication preinitiation complex. Gene Ontology annotation, biological process: double-strand break repair via break-induced replication; mitotic DNA replication preinitiation complex assembly; DNA replication initiation. Bases 76 to 1956 code for a protein of 626 amino acids. The transcript has 9 exons. NCBI's taxonomy places the organism in Eukaryota, Fungi, Mucoromycota, Mucoromycetes, Mucorales, Mucoraceae. The record is from RefSeq and is a predicted model, not a curated record.